AUGUCGACGCUGUUAGGCUGGCUCGGCGGAGACGGCUUCAAAACAGCGUAUUUCUUUUUCCAAGGCUCACCUCUUCAGUUUCGGGUGUGUGCCAUCUUUCAGCUUUCUGUUGACGUGGCCAUCGUAGGACAACGGAUUGUCUAUGGUGACAAACCACCGCCAGAGGCACUCCCGGUGGACGAAGAUGUCGAACAAGCGCUUCGCCUGGACAGUGAUAUGGAAUAG
This is a messenger RNA of Serendipita indica DSM 11827, 225 nucleotides long. NCBI's taxonomy places the organism in Eukaryota, Fungi, Basidiomycota, Agaricomycetes, Sebacinales, Serendipitaceae. The record is from the annotation of a GenBank genome assembly.